UAAGCCUGCCCAUCUGAGCAGCAGUCAGUUGCAUGUUUACUUGCUUUGUCAGCGGUGUCCCCGCAGCAUAUAUCUCAUGUACCUCACCUGCUGCUGAUCAAAACCUUGGACUUUUAUCUCAGAGAGUGACUUAUCAACCGUCAGGGCUCCUUAUCAGCAGUUUCCUGUCUUUGUGGCCUGCCUCUUGCGGACCUUGAGCGGGGGCACAUCGGGUUCACGUUUUUUUUUAAGCUAACGGAAAGAUGACGUUAAAAUCCAAUAAAAACGAACCUGCCGUCAUACUGGAGUCGGUGAACAGCGUCCGGACAGCCCUCUCCGAUCUCUACCUGGAGCAGCUGCUUCAAAACAAACCAAAGUCUGACAAGCAGGCUGCUAUGCAAACCUAUGAGAAUAAGGGAGCCGAGGUUUACACCAAUGGUAGUGCUGGACACGUGAAUGGCACAGAACUGACCAGGAUGAAAGAAGUAGAAUUUGAAAAGAAUCCUUCGGAGCCGAUGGGGGUCACUCUGAAGCUGAACGACAAACAAAGGUGUACUGUGGCCAGAAUAUUGUACGGGGGCAUGAUACAUAGACAAGGGUCCUUGCAUGAAGGGGAUGAAAUAGCAGAAAUCAAUGGAAAAAGUGUGACAAACCAUACUGUAGAUCAGCUCCAAAAAAUCCUGAAAGAAACCAAUGGAGUAGUCACAAUGAAGAUCGUUCCCAACCUGCAGAGUCGAUCCCGAGCCUGUGAGAUGUACAUGAGGGCUCAGUUUGAGUAUGACCCCGCUAAGGAUGACCUCAUCCCAUGCAAAGAGGCAGGUUUGAAGUUUCAAACUGGUGACAUCAUUCAGAUUAUCAACAAGCAGGAUCCGAACUGGUGGCAGGGCAGAGUGGAGAGCAGCGAUGCUGACUUCGCUGGACUGAUACCCUCCCCAGAGCUCCAGGAAUGGAGGGUGGCAAGUAAAAGCAAGGCCAGAGAGGGCAGUCAGUCCUGCAGCCCGUUUGGAAAGAAAAAGAAGUGCAAAGACAAGUACCUGGCUAAACACAGCUCCAUUUUUGACCAGCUGGAUGUGAUUUCUUAUGAGGAGGUUGUUCGGCUCCCUGCCUUUAAAAGGAAAACACUGGUUCUUAUUGGUGCCCCUGGUGUAGGAAGGAGCCAUAUCAAAAAUGCACUAUUGACCAGAUACCCUGAGAAGUUUUCCUACCCUGCACCACACACCACCAGACCCCAACGCAAGGAAGAGGAGAAUGGGCAGGAAUAUUUUUUCAUCUCCAAUGAAGCCAUGACCAAGUGCAUCUCUGGAAAUGAGCUCUUGGAGUAUGGCAGCUUUCAGGGAAAUAUGUUUGGUACAAAAAUUGAAACCAUUCAGAAAAUCCACGAGCAAGAAAAAAUCGCCUUGCUGGAUAUAGAACCACAGACCUUGAAAGUCUUGAGGACUGCCGACUUUGCACCUCUCGUUGUGUUCAUCGCUCCGACCAACACAGCUUCCCAGACGGAAAACCUGCAGAUGAUCCAGAAAGAGUCGGACGCCAUCUUGACCACGUACGGACACUUCUUUGACGUGGUUCUCGUCAACAACGACGUGGAUGAAAGCGUGAAAGGUGUGGAGGAGGCCAUGGAGCGUGCCACCUCCACCCCACAGUGGGUGCCUGUGUCAUGGGUGUACUGACCGAUGUCUGGCACCAGUAUAAAACCUUUUCUGUUUGUUGAAAAGCAGUGCAAUAUCACUCCUUACACGAAACGAGUUAGUGAUGUCCCAGGUGUGUAUGGGUUUACUUUUGGUUAAUGUUUAUUGUCACUGAGGUUUUUUUUUUGCACAAAUACAUCCAAAAAAAUUAAGCAAUAUGUUGAAAGGUUUAUUUUAGAGAGUCGAUAACCUCACUAGGGAUGUUUUGUUUGGUUGUUUUUCGACAUUUGUGCUUGAAGCUUUUGAGGCUACAGGAUAGUUUUGGUGCGGCACCUUUGUGAUUGUUGGAACGUGAGUAAAUGCAAAAUAGGACCACAACUGUGAAUAAAAUCCUCCCUUUUAAAUAACAGGAUUUUUUCAUUUAAAGCAUUAUUUCUGGAAUCGUAGACUGUUUUUCUGUUCUCAUUAGAUUGUGCCAUUAUAUUGAGAUCCUGAAACUGUUUGUUCAUACAGUGUGUAUGUGUAACUCCAUCCAUAAUAUCUUCUACAUCAAACUUUUCAGUCAGCCAUUGACAACCUCACUUGUCUCAUGUCAUCAAAAAUUGUAUACCUCAUGGGGUACUGUAAAGGCACUUUUAAACAAAAAAUAAAUUUCCCAGCUAUGUUGCAACUGCU
This is a messenger RNA of Centropristis striata (black sea bass), 2282 nucleotides long. RefSeq names its product MAGUK p55 scaffold protein 1 (gene mpp1). Gene Ontology annotation, molecular function: signaling receptor binding. NCBI's taxonomy places the organism in Eukaryota, Metazoa, Chordata, Actinopteri, Perciformes, Serranidae. The record is from RefSeq and is a predicted model, not a curated record. The coding region runs from base 243 to 1649 and encodes 468 amino acids. Gene Ontology annotation, cellular component: plasma membrane; cell-cell junction. The transcript has 12 exons.